Messenger RNA from Phyllotreta striolata, 2553 nucleotides. The record is from the annotation of a GenBank genome assembly. Lineage: Eukaryota; Metazoa; Arthropoda; Insecta; Coleoptera; Chrysomelidae.
AUGUUGGCUGUACACCGAGAUGUGCUUAAUAUUGUUCAAGCUAAAUUCCUCUCCGCCGAAAUCGUCCGCAGCAUUCAUCUUAAUGUUUUUACAUUAGAAGAGGUUUGGUCUAACGAAAACCGGAUUUUGGCUUUAGUUGAAUACAACAAAUCAUUCGCCCUGUUCGUUUUAAUCGCAUCUAAGCAAAAACCCACCAGCAUUUCAGAUCUUUCCGUAGAAACUGUAAUUCCAGUUGAUGAAUUCUUUUCUUGCGAUACUGAGUUAGUAGAAGAAAGCCAAAAUCAUAUAAUAUUUAUUAUUACGUACAAAAAAAUUAAGCGAGCCUUCAAAAUAGAAAUAGGACUAGAGAGUUCUAAUUUUGCCUCAGAAGUUAUACGCUCUAAAGAACAUUCUCUUUAUAAUAAGCCAAGUUUCGUUUGGUUAGACAAAUACAUAGGUACUAUGAGUCAACCUAGUCGCUCAGAUGUAUCCGAACAGGACGAUUUACCUAUUACAAGACAUCAAAUCGCUCAGGGACAAACUUCCAUUAACAGGGAAUCGAUGUUAAAAUACCAUUUAAAAUUAAAAGAAGCCGAGUACACUCAAAAGCAAGAGUUUACAAUAUUCGUCGGGACGUGGAAUGUAAACGGUCAACCUCCCACCAUACCUCUUAGCAAUUGGUUAGCAUUUGAUGAUAACCCACCGGACUUGUACGCUAUAGGUUUCCAGGAAAUCGAUCUAAGCAAGGAAGCCUUUUUAUUCAACGAUACACCAAGAGAAGCAGAAUGGCAUAAGUUCGUGACUGAAGGGGUUCAUCCGAAAGCCAAAUAUAAAUUAGUCGGAUUGGCGAGACUGGUUGGCAUGCAGUUGGUUGUGAUGGUGAACAACAAGCACUAUCCAUACGUUAAAAAUAUUUCUGUGGACACAGUCGGUACCGGUUUAUUGGGCAAAAUGGGUAACAAAGGCGGGGUAGGUGUUAGACUGGAGCUUCACAACACUUCUUUGUGCUUUGUAAAUUGCCAUUUAGCCGCCCACGUGGAGGAAUUCGAAAGGCGAAAUCAGGAUUACAAAGAUAUUAACGCUAGAAUGAAUUUUAGAAAAAGUCCCCAAGCGAUAAAGGACCACGAGCAAAUUUAUUGGCUGGGAGACCUCAAUUACCGCAUAACAGAACUGACCACAACGCAAGUUAAAACGCUGCUAUUAAGAAAUGAAAUGGUCACGUUAUUGAAAGCCGAUCAGCUCAAUCAGCAGAAGGAAAGAGGAAAUGUUUUGUUGGAUUACGAGGAAGGCGAUAUAAGUUUCAAGCCGACUUAUAAAUACGAUUUGCACAGCGACACAUUCGAUACCAGCGAAAAGGCGAGACCUCCGGCUUGGACCGAUAGAAUCCUCUGGAGGGGCAGAGGUAUAUACCAAGUGGCGUACAGGAGUCACAUGAACUUGCGCAUCAGCGACCACAAACCGGUGAGUGCUCUCUUCAAAUCCGAAAUCAGCGUGAUCGAUCCGAUCAAAUACAGGAAAGUCCACGAAGAUUUGAUCAAGAAGAUGGACAAAUUCGAAAACGAAUAUUUACCUCAAGUUACGGUUGAUCAAACCGAAGUUGUUUAUGAUUUGAUCAAAUUCAGGGAGCCGCAAUCGAGGGAAAUCACAAUAGCUAAUACUGGAAUGGUACCUGCGGAGUUCGAAUUCAUUAAGAAACUAGAUGAAACGAGUUAUUGUAAAGAUUGGUUAAGAAUUAUACCGUAUUGUGGCAAUAUUAAUCCAGGUAAUACGCUAUACGAUUUCGAUUAUUUUGUGUUAAAUCUAUUGAUUGUAGGUGAAAAAUGCGAUGUAAAACUCGAAGUUAAUCUCGAAACCGAUCAUCAAAAACUCUACGAUAUUCUCGUAUUGCAUCUAAAAGACGGGAAAGAUAUGUUUAUAAUAGUUAGCGGGGAAUGCCAAAAAUCUAGUUUCACAUCGCCCAUUUCUCUGCUGUGUCGAAUAUCAGUACCUGUAAUGCAGGUUCCUGAAGAACAGUGGAAAUUAGCGGAAAAACUCGAAUCUAGCGUUAGGUAUUCAGUUCCAAGGGAAUUAUGGCUGCUAAUAGAUCAUAUCUACCGACAUGGCAUGAAAAUUAGAGACUUAUUUGAAUCGAGCGCCCUUCACGAGGAAAUUAUCAGAAUUAGGGAUUGGUUGGAUUUUGGAUCUUUAGAUCCGUUUCCUGGAACUAUUCAAGCCGCUGCGGAAACCCUGCUUUUAUUCCUGUCUUAUACUAAAGAUCCUGUGAUACCCUACGAGUUGCACGAUACUUGCAUAGCUGCUGCUAGUAAUUACCAACACUGCAAACAGAUUAUUCUCCAAAAAGUACCAGAUUUGCAUCGAAACGUUUUCCUCUACAUCUGUUUGUUCCUGCAAGAGUUAUUGAAAUAUCAAAACGACAACGGCUACGACGCGAAGACUCUUGCCUCGUUGUUCGGCGAUAUUCUUCUCAGAGACCAAAUCAGGAAUUCCAAGCCCCAAGCUAGUCGGGGAAAGGCGAAUUUCAUAUACAAUUUCUUGGUAAACGAUCUGAGCACUUCCAUAAUACCUGCGAAAUAA